AUGGAGUUUGAUUUUCCUUAUGUGGAGCUGCUAAGAAUCCUCUCCUAUCUGGUUGGCAUCAGUUUGCUACAGGCUGCCCAAGUGAACAAGGACUGGAAUGCAAUUGCAAGCAGUGACAUCCUGUGGAAGAAGCUGUGUGUGAAGAGAUGGCACUUCUGUGAGGACGUCACCCCGCAGCUCCUGGGCACAAAGACAUGGAAGCAGUUCUCUCAUUAUAAAAUAUGGCAAGAACACACUAAGCGCUGGGCAAAGCCAGAAGAUUUCACUUACAAGGAAAUUUAUACGGAGAUAACAGGAUCUGUGGGACCAUCUGUGGAUAGGAAGAAGCAGGUCCAGUAG
This is a messenger RNA of Arvicanthis niloticus (Nile rat), 339 nucleotides long. Lineage: Eukaryota; Metazoa; Chordata; Mammalia; Rodentia; Muridae. The record is from RefSeq and is a predicted model, not a curated record.